AUGGGCUUCUUGGAUCUCCAGAAUAUUCAUUGUUCAUUAAUUGUGGUGGUGAGGGAACAUUUAUUAAUGGGCAUCAAUGAUAAUGAAACAUCACAAUUUUUUAUAAGCCCAAAAGGAAACUGGGCUUAUAGCAAUUCUGGAGGCUUUUUGUCAACAUCUUUGAAUUCCAGUGAUUAUAUCAAAAGAGGGAAAUGUGGAAUUUCAGUAGCUGACGCACCUCUAUAUGAAAAGGCUCGCCUCUCUCCGACCUCCCUAAAGUAUUAUGGGGUUGUUUGCGUAAAGGUGGAUACAAUGUCACACUUCAUUUUGCUGAAAUUGUUUAUGCUGAAGACACUUCAUUUUGCUGAAAUUGUUUAUGCUGAAGAUGAAGAGCAUAGCAGUUCAAUGAAAAGGAUUUUCCAUGUUGAUGUACAGGGUGAGAGGCAAUUAACAGAUUUCAACAUCAAAGAGAGCGCAGGAGGUCUAAAUAAAAUCAUAGUAAAAACAAAUCUCACAGCAAAUGUUGCUGAUAAUGGUGUGUUGGAGAUCCACUUGCACUGGGCUGGAAAAGGGUCCACGGUGGAUUUAUCUUCUUCUAGUGGGAAUCAUCGAACUCGUUCUAGUGGGCCUCUUAUUUCGGCCAUCACUGUAACUCCUGAGUUCAAAAUCAAACGUAAGAAGCUGUCUCCUUUAGAAAUUUCAAUGAUUACAUUGGCUUCAAUAGUAUUUGCUGCGCUGCUUUUGUUGGCUUUGGCUUGGGCAAUGGGCGGGUUUCGAAAAGAAGAGCUUCACGAAAUAAAUGUAGGUCAAGAGAAGCCUGUCACCCUCAAACAGUUAAAAGAUGCGACUGGAAAAUUCAGCAAAGAAAUGGAGAUUGGCAAAGGGGGCUUGGUAAAGGGGGCUCCGGGACAGUUUAUAGGCGAGUAUGUGGCUCUUGAGUACCUUAUGUACGGAACCAUAUCAUAUAAAUAUGAUGUUUAUGGUUAUGGGGUGGUUAUACUCGAAAUUCUUUGUGGGAGGAGAAAUGCGGAACAAAAAUUGAACAAGGAUGAGUUAGAGUAUCUUGUAGAUGAGGUUGUUGUCGCAAAUUCACAAGGAAGGCUCCGUGAGAUGGUCGAUAAAAAUUUUUUGGGGUAUGAUGAAAAAGAAGCCAUAACAAUUCUAAAGUUAGCUGUGAGGUGCAUCAAUAUAUCCACCAGUUUCAAGCCCACAAUGUCUGAAGUUGUGAGUGUUCUGACAGGUGAGAAAACUAUUGAUGAUAUUUGGAAGCCUGACUCCACCCAGAAUCUUUGCCAAAAUUGUAUAAAAUCUCUACAUGAAGAUGAUGGUGUUGUAGAGCUUCGGCAUGCCUAG
Messenger RNA from Ziziphus jujuba (common jujube), 1332 nucleotides. RefSeq names its product probable LRR receptor-like serine/threonine-protein kinase At1g53430. Lineage: Eukaryota; Viridiplantae; Streptophyta; Magnoliopsida; Rosales; Rhamnaceae. The record is from RefSeq and is a predicted model, not a curated record. Bases 1 to 1332 code for a protein of 443 amino acids. The transcript has 6 exons.